Dromaius novaehollandiae (emu) is the source of this 2012-nucleotide messenger RNA. RefSeq lists its product as uncharacterized. The transcript is spliced from 2 exons. The record is from RefSeq and is a predicted model, not a curated record. Lineage: Eukaryota; Metazoa; Chordata; Aves; Casuariiformes; Dromaiidae. The coding region runs from base 7 to 1596 and encodes 529 amino acids.
CUCGCCAUGAUUGCGGAGAGCAUGGAGAAGCCUGAGGCUCCUGAAGCAGACAAACGCCUCCCCCAGCAGGCUGAGCAGGACCAGAAGCCUUUAACGGGAGAAGUGCAUCACGAAGUCCAGACUACGCUGGUGUGCACUACACUGACAGAAGCCCAGGAGCUGCAAGAGCUGGCUGAGAGCGUGGUCGAGGAAGUGCUGCAGAGGGUGAAAGAGCUGCAUCCGGCGGUCCACGUUUUAAGGAGGGCUCCCCUGGCCAUCAGCGGAAGGAUACUGGCUAGUGCGAGAAGGGCAGAGCCUUCAGAGACAUCGCCUGCAGAUCUCCAGCAGGAAAUCGGACAGGCGGCCAGAGAGAUUGCAGCAACCCUUUGGGAUCGCUUAGGGAAGCGUUUGCUAUGCAGCCCGUCAGACGCCUCUGAGCCCAGGCUGUUGGCCAGGCGGAGGCAGCAGCUUGUUGCCGGAGGAGCCACGCGAGCUGCCGAAGCGGGAGGAAGCGGAGCGAGGCAAGCUGAGGGAGCAGGCUAUGAUGGAGCAUCUCCUCUGCCUUCUCUUGACCAAAUCCCCACAGAUGCAGUUGUGAGUGUUGGAGCCACCUUGCAAUCAUUCGUGGCUUCUCAAUUUGAACGGCACUUCCAGUGUAAAUUUUCUGAAGUCCUGAAGCUGCCCCUUGAAACGAUUGCUGAGAGACAACCGCAGCCACCCCAGAUGCCUGUCUCCACCCAGGUCACAAAAGAAGGGGAAGGAUCAUCUCGUGAAUCUGAACAUUGGCUGUCAGAAGCCACAAGGUUGCCCCCGGUGCAGCCUUUGCAAAAUCUUGCGGCUGUAUCCCCAGAGAGUAGCACGCUUGCAAGGCGUAGCAUCCAAAACGCCAUUUGCAAAGUUCAGCAUCUCCACGCAGAAUUAAAAGCGUAUGCUGAAAGGAUUGUCCGUGAUGCUCUUGACACCCUGAAGAAGGAGGAGGAGGGGAAGUUAGAAAAAGAAAUGCAUGCAAAGGCAAGCUCCUUUGAGGACUCUUCAGAAGAAAGCACGGAGGAGAGUGGGCUAGUGGAGCAGCUAUUAGAGCGGUGUGGUCCCCCUCUGACUACAGUGGCUUCAGGAGUCCAUUGUGGAAGGCGGGUCGCAAAACAGCGCAGACCAAGAGAUGGGAAGGAGAGCUCUCCGGGCCAGGGCUUUCUAAGGCCAGCAGAAAAGAAAAUCCCCGCUAAAAUAUUAGACACGCCUCAACCAAGCAUGAAGCUCCCACCUAUCAUGGUCCCCGGAAUGGUCAUGCCUUCAGAGGCAGAAGCACAGUCUGCAGAGGAGCUGUCACCUCAUCUCCUCCCCUCUGUCCUCCAAGGCUCUCAGCAAGAUGCUCAGAGCACAGCAGAAGGCGUGCAGAAGCCCCUCUAUUACCCCUCGGCACCCCCAUCAAGACCUUGCGCUCCAGUGCCAGAAACCCAAGCUAAAGCGAGGCCAGGGAGCACGCGAGACACCUUCCCCUCCACGGGCCAGCAGUAUUCCAGGCAGCCCGUCCCUCCAACAGCUCCAAAGCCCCCUUCCCAGAGAGGAGCCCGGCAGAGACGCAUGCGUGGAAAGCUUGUGAGGGCCACGCCGGAGUAAUGCGCGUGCUGAGGGAGGGCAUUAGCUGGGUGGCUGCUGGGGGGUGAGCUGAGGAGGUGCGUGGCGCCAGGCUUCAGAUCAUCUUCUGACACCGGUGCUCGGAAGUGACGGUCAGCAAGAGAAGGCAGGGAGCUUGCUCAGACUCUUGAACAAUCCGUGGGGAGAAGAACAUGCAGGAAGCACAUCGCAGAGGGCUGUGCUGCACCUCACUCCCGCUGCCUUUGCCGGGCCAGGGAAGGCUCGGCACUCUGUGGCACGUAUGCCCCUGUCCUUCCCUGGCUCUCUCUGAGCCGCAGGGGCUGCUGACGGUGCCGACUCGCGUGUCAGCAGAGAACAGGCCUCACCGCGUGGCACAGCCCCUCCAGCUGGGAUCCUCUAAGCAUCUUCCAGCACAGCUGCUGCCCAGAGCCAGAGAG